AUGUCCUCUUGGACUUGGGCUCCGAAGAAUGCCCGUCGCUCGCCGCUGAGGCUCAUCACCGGUCGCCAUAUCGCUACGGUCGGCGUGGCCAUCAGCUUUCUCUACCUUUUUUACGUCUUUGUGCUGCCGCAAUUUCUGCGGUUCCGCUUUCGCACGGACUUGAGCCAAUAUGACCUAGGUCUGUAUGGGUUCGGGCCUUCGACUGGCUACGUUUCCUUUGAAUAUGAAUCGCCGAUUAUCGAAAUCACGGAAUCCGAUUCAGGGUGUGACCCUCGAUACACAUUCCUUGCGCCCCGCGGUGAUUCGGUACCCCAAGCAGGUCCGAUGAUUCUCGAUGCUCAUGGCAAUCUUGUUUGGAUGAAGUACAACUGGGAGACCACACAGGAUUUCAAAGUCCAGCGAUAUAAGGGUGAAGACUACUUAACCUACUGGGAAGGUCGCGAGAUUGAGACUCGCGGCUAUGGAUCGUGGUAUAUGCUCGAUUCCACUUAUACCCAACGAUACGUGAUUAACCCUGUCGGCAACUACGGUGGUGAUCUGCAUGAAUUCACAAUAACGGACGAGGGAACAGCACUGGUGACUAUCUACGACCCAACGCCAGUGGACCUAACAGAUGUCGGAGGUCCGGAACUAGGCUGGAUAUUUGACGGCGUGUUCCAGGAGAUCGACAUCGAGACCGGUGAACUGCUGUUCGAGUGGCGUGCUUCAAAACACUAUCCUGUCAGCAGCACGUAUGAGCCUCUGGGCGAAGCUGGAACAGAUCGCGCAUCGGCUUUUGACUUCUUCCACAUCAACAGCGUCGGGAAAGAUGACCAGGGAAAUUACCUUGUUUCAUCCCGACACACACAUUCGGUCAGCUGCAUUGAUCCAAAUACCGGAUCUUUACUAUGGACACUAGGGGGCAAAAUGAAUGAUUUCACGGAUCUCUCGGAUGGUGAAGCAACGAAUUUCGCCUGGCAGCAUGAUGCGCGGUGGCACGCGAACAGCACCUUAACGCUUUUCGACAACGCGGCCCACUCCUACAAUGAUCCAGACAAUGAGAGUCGCGGGAUGGCUAUUCAGCUGGAUAUCCCCUCCCGUCAGGCCUGGUUGCUGGCUGCUUACUAUCAUCCCCAACAGAUGAAGUCCGUAUCACAAGGCAAUGUGCAGAUGCUGGAUGACACCGGCCGUGUUCUAGUUGGCUGGGGCCACAGUGCCGCCUAUACCGAAUUCAGCGCCGAUGGAGAGUUGCUGUGCAAUGUCCAUUUUGGCGCUUCGGCCUUCUUCAGCUUUGGACGCGUUGUCUCCUACCGUGCCUUCAAGGGUGACUGGGUGGGACACCCUCAGACGACCCCUGACGCUGAGGUCGACGAUGGCAAAGUGUACGUGAGCUGGAACGGUGCAACAGAAGUUACAUCAUGGAGAUUAGAGGUGUGGACAUCCGACGAUUUGACCGAGUCCUCGUUUGGGGUAGUGGCACAAUUCGAAAAGACUGGGUUUGAGACAGAAAUCGACAUUCCGGAGGACCUUGGUCCUUUAUUCCGGCUCGCAGCUCUAGACUCCGAAGGGAAUGUCCUUGGUGUCACCGAGGUGCUCCAGAAAGAGCAAAGGUCGAGUUCCGACAAGUUUCUCGAUCUGCACAAUUGGGUCCUGGGCCUCGCAAUGGUCGCUGCCCGUGAACCGCGCUGCUCGUGUCCUCUUUCUUCCUGUACAUAG
Aspergillus oryzae RIB40 is the source of this 1695-nucleotide messenger RNA. RefSeq names its product arylsulfotransferase family protein. Lineage: Eukaryota; Fungi; Ascomycota; Eurotiomycetes; Eurotiales; Aspergillaceae. The transcript has 3 exons. Bases 1 to 1695 code for a protein of 564 amino acids. The record is from RefSeq and is a predicted model, not a curated record.